AAUAUUUAUCAACAACACGGAGAAGAAGAAAACGGUGGAAUAAUAAAAUUCAAUUUCGACGACUCUCAUCAAUCAUCUUCGAAGAGUGUUCAAACACGAAUGAAACCAAAAAUAAAAUAAAUAAAAAAGUUAUGAUCUUUGACGAACAACGAGAAUCAUACCAAUGUCAAUUGCGUCAAUUCUGAUCAUCUAAGAAAAACAGAGAGACUUCCGGUAAAAGAAAUCAAUAAAGCUCGAGACUUUAGGACACGACACAGAGAGAGAGAGAGAGAAUGUCGAAUCCGAUGAUGCUGUCGGAGAAAUGGGAGAGCUCGAGUAAAACGAGCAGAAGAGAGCUGAAAAGGAGAGAGAGGAAGAUGUGGAAGAAACCCAUCAGGAUUUCAAGAUUGCCCAGUUUCACAUCCGAUCAGAUUCCGGUCAUCUUCUCCGGCUACACCGCCGAGUCGGAAGACUCCUCUUCUUCCGAGAUGUCUGAUGAUUCCAUCACUUACUCUACUAAAUCAUCUGACGUCGUCAACGAGAAGGAGAAGGUUGACCAGGAGGAAAGUUCAAAAUCGGUGAGGAGACUGAAGAGUAUGAAGGUUCUUAGGAGACAGUCAACGAGGAAAGGACUGAUGAAGAUGAGAUCUAUGAAGCGUGUUACUUCACAUUCAAGGAAGAAGAAGAAGAAUCUUGAUUUGAUUUCCAGGGAGGAGGACUUAGGAGGGCUGUUGUUAGAGCCUCAUUACUUGAGACCAACGAGCUCUUCAGCUUCCAAGAAUGUGGAGAACAUUCAGAAGAGUCUCCAAGUGGCUAGGUUGAAGAGAAUGACGAGUUUGAGAUACAAAGGGUUGCUCAAGGCUACUUGCUCUUCAGCUAUGAAAGGUUCUCCUUCUUCUAAGAAGAGUGAUGAUGUGUGCAAUUAUAGGUAUUGUUCUCUUCACGGUCGGCCUCAUAGCCACCACGCUGCGGAUAAUAAUAAUAAUAAUAAUAGCAGUGUUGUUCAUGUUCCGUCUCUGAAGCGGUUUGUGUCGAUGAGGAGGAAGUUUUUGAAGAGGCAGAAGAGUGUCAACCGGCGUUUGGUGCUGUUGAAGCGGACUUUGAGUAGAAAGAGAGGGCCUUCUGCUAAUCAAGAAUCAGAGCAUGUGGCUGAUGAUGAUGAUGAUAAUGCAGACGGAGAAACCAAUCAAGAUGUUUUCGAAGAAGAUGUUUCUAGCUGGGAGAACUGUGGAAGUGAAUCAGAAUCGAAUAGAAUAUCUACUGAGACUGUUGAUGAUAAUGGGGAUGGAGGCAAUGAUUCAGUGGAGGCUGUUGCAUCAGCUGGAGUAGAAUGUGUUGUCCAGGAAACUAAACCGGAAGUUAUGGAUGAUUCAUAUGGCAGAAUUGACAAAGAUAUGGAGGAAACUGUGACUGGUCUGGAUCAUGAUGAUGUGAAGGUGAAGAGUGAAGAAACUGUGGGAGAUAGUGAGGAAGUUUGCAGGGAUGGUUCUUCUGGCGAACUGCGAGAAGAGGAUGGAAAGAAAACUGAAAUGGUAUGGAAGGAUGAAGAAUCUAAACCGGAGAAUGUGGAUGAUUCAGAUGGAAGAAUUGAUAAAGCUUCCAAGGAAUCUAACAUGGCAGGUCUUGAUUAUUAUAAUGGGAAGAUUGAGGGAACUAAAAGUGAAGAAACUAUGGAAGAUGAUGAAGAUGAAAAGAACACCGAAGAUGUAUGGAAUGAUACUGUUACGCUUGUUAAGCAAGCUUUUGAUGAGAUACUUUCUGAAAUCACUGAUGAUGACUCGUCUGAUGAUGUUUCUGUUACAAAGAACGAUUCUUUAGAGGGUGAAUUGGCGAAAGAAUAUGAAGAUGACUCAAGUGAUUCAAGUGGCUCGGAAGUGAAGCCUAUUGAAGGAAGGGACACGAAUUUGACUGUAAUGGUUUCUACUUCUCACAUGGGAGAAGAAUCUGGUCAUAAUAAGAGAGGUGCCAAGAAGUGGAGUUACUUGAAAAGAGUAAUCCUUCUCAAGAGGUUUCUCAAGUCUUUGGAUCGAAAAGAGAGGCGCAAGUGUACUGAUGCUGAAGAGAAUGAAACAAUAAUGAGGUUGAGGAGAGAGUUGGUUGGAGAGAGGAAGAAUGCAGAGGAAUGGAUGCUUGAUCAUGCUCUUAGGCAAGUUAUCAAGACUCUUGCUCCACCGCAGAAAAGGAAAGUGAAACAUCUUGUCAAAGCUUUUGAAUCUUUGAUUCCUAUUGGUAGUAGCUCUAGAGGUCACUGUGGUCUUGGAAGUCCUGGAAGAGAAGAGAAGGAAACAAUGAACUCACAAACUAUCUUGAGACACAAUGAUGACACUACUGAUGAUCUACCAGAAGUUUUAUUAUCAGGAAAGGAUCUUGAAGAAACAAAGUUAACUAGAGAAGCUUCAUCAUCUCUGAACCUUGGUAUGAAAUCUGAUGAAGAUUUGGAAUCAAUAGCAGAUUCAAGUUCUAGUCAUCAUCCUGCUGUGGAGGAAGUAUUAGAUGGGUUGGCUUCAGGUUCAUCUAAAGAAGAAAAAGAAGAGAAGACAGGAGAUUCUGAAAAGAAAAACCUUUCUACAUGGAGGAACCUUAUACAGAAGCACAUGGGAGACAGUAACGAGAGAAAGGUUGAUGAAGCUGAGAAAGAUUACAGGUGGUCCUAUGGAACUAAUGAGAUGACUGAGAAAGAUCAUGGUGACGCUGCUGCUGCAACUAUUAAAUCGUUUCAGGAAGCAUUUGAAAUGAUCCUCUCUGAGAUCCCUGACUCGUCAUCUGAUGAAGAGAUUGUUUCGGAAUCAUCAUCUAACUCUCUUAAAGAGGAGAAAGAAGAAAAUCAUGGUGAGACUAAAAAGAAGAGCUGGAACAGCGUGAGAAAGGUGAUACUAUUGAAAAGAUUUGUGAAAAGCUUGGAUAAAGCACAUGUUUUCAAUCCGAGGAAGCUGCGGAAUCUACCUGUUGUUUCUGAACUGGAGGAGGGAGAAAAUGUAUUACUAAGACGUCGAUCAACAGUGGAGGGAAUAAGAACAGAUGGAGAGGAAUGGAUGCUUGAUUAUGCUAUGAGACAAGCUAUAUCAAGAUUGGCUCCUAUAGAGAGAAAGAAAGUGGAACUUCUUGUGCAGGCUUUUGAUACAGUUCUUGAUGGUCAUGAGAGUGUUAAACAAACUAAGAGCACUGCCAAAGAAGGAACACUGAGAGUAGAGAAAGACUGUGGAGUCAGCAAAGAUGAGCAGAGGAUCAAAAAUGUCUUUUCAAGCUUUCAAGUACAUCAAAAGGACUUGAAACAAGAAGAGAAAGUUGAUAACCUCCGGAACAAUGUUGAAGCUGCCAUUGAAGGAACAGUGAGAGGAGAGAAAGAUUCUGAAGUCAGCAAAGAUGAGCAGAGAAUUGCAAAUGUAUUUUCAAGAUUCCAGGUACAUCAAAAGGACUUGAAACAAGAAGAAGAGGUUGAUACUCCUCAGAACAAUGUUGAAGCUGACACAGAAGGAACUCUGAGAGCAGAGAAAGAUGAGCAGAAGAUUGCAAAUGUCUUUUCAAGAGUGCAUCAAAAGAAUUUGAAAGGAGAAGAGGAGGUUAAUUCAACGCCGAGGAAAUCCAGCAAUUUACUUCCUCCUAUAGGAAACGUUAAACAGCGGAUCGUGGUUGAGAAAGAGAAAGAUUCAAGAAUGUGGAAGCUCAUCUACAAACACAUGGUGACAGAGAAAGAAGAAGAAACUAGUUCUUCAGUUGAUGGUGAAUGUGAUGAUGAGACUGUUAAUCUUCAGAUUGAUGCUAAAAGAAGCGGAACAGUUACACUUGUUAGAGAAGCUCUUGAGAAGAUUCUCUCUGAGAUCCCAGACAACUCCUCUGAUGAUCAAUCUAUGGACAGCGCUACGGAUCAAGAACUAAUGGAAAGAAACUCUCAAGUCAGUGAAGAGCCGUCGUCUACCAACUCAAAACCAAAGUCUAAAGUGAAAGGAUGGAACAAUGUGAAGAAAGUCAUCCUUCUAAAGAGAUUCGUCAGCGAUUUAGGAAGACUCAGCCCCAAGACGCCACGGUUCUUGCCUUGGGAGCCUGAUCCAGAAACAGAAAAGAUCCGUCUGAGGCAUCAAGAGAUUGGAGGGAAGAGAAACUCAGAGGAAUGGAUGCUUGAUUACGCUCUGAGGCAAGCCAUAUCUACGUUACCACCGUCUCAGAGAAGAAAAGUCUCUCUUCUUGCACAGGCUUUCGACACUAUAAGCUUUUCUUCGACUCCAGGUUCGGCAGCAACGUCAAGGAACAUCUCUCGUCAGUCCAGCCUUUCUUCUAUGACGACGGUUCAGAGUGAAAAUGAAGGUAACGCUGAGAUACUAAGAGGUAAACUGAGAAAGCUACAAGAGGAUCUCAAAGAGACUACAAAAGUUGAUGGUGAUUUGGAGGAGAAACAAGAGUGUUCGAGCUUGUGGCGGUUGUUAUGCAAACAGAUGGAAGACAACGAGAGAAACCAGACAUUGCCUAAAGAAGAACAAGAAUCAGAGGAUGACACAACAAGUAUGGAUGGUGAGAAAAUGGAAGUUUACAAAACCGAAGCGGUGGAGCUAUUAGGAGAAGUCAUAGAUGGAAUCUCACUUGAAGGAGACACAAGACAGAAGAGUGAAACUUCACAGGCAUCAUCACAAGUGAGGAUUAACAGAUGGAGCAGCGUCAAGAAAGCAAUGCAACUCAGGAAAUUCGUCAAAGCGUUGGAGAAUGUGAGGAAGUUCAACCCAAGAGAGCCUCGGUUCUUGCCAUUGGACCCUGGUGUUGAAGCAGAGAGAGUGAACCUUAGGCAUCAAGAAACUCGAAACAAGAGAAACGGGGACGAGUGGAUGGUCGAUAACUCGCUUCAAGAAGUUGUUUCCAAGCUUACACCAGCUCGGAGAGAUAAAGUUAAGUUGUUGGUUCAAGCUUUUGAGUCACUCUCCGCUACAGGGAACUGAGGCAAACAAUGUCUUGUCGCACCGUUUCCCAUUCAUAAGAUUUUACAGCCAGGAACCAUGAAGAACGAGAUGGGCAUGCAAAGACUAAAUCAAGGAACUGGAAAAUAACUAAAGACAUUAAUAGUCUUUGCAAUGAUUUAUACUUUUUUUUUUGUUCUUGCAAUGACAAUUCAUUAUGUUAGACAUACAUGUAAUGUGUGUACAACAAUACAAAAGGACGGUACUAUAUUGUUAUUAUUAUCAGAAGGAGUUGAAUUACAAAGUUAUCCAAUCUUUUUAUGAUUGCGGGAAA
Molecule: messenger RNA, 5196 nt
Organism: Raphanus sativus (radish)
Lineage: Eukaryota; Viridiplantae; Streptophyta; Magnoliopsida; Brassicales; Brassicaceae
Product: calmodulin binding protein PICBP
Exons: 3
Coding region: 273-4904 (1543 amino acids)
Molecular function (GO): calmodulin binding
Source: RefSeq, a predicted model, not a curated record